Messenger RNA from Aspergillus thermomutatus, 750 nucleotides. RefSeq names its product ubiquinone-binding COQ10-like protein. Gene Ontology annotation, cellular component: mitochondrion. The record is from RefSeq and is a predicted model, not a curated record. Lineage: Eukaryota; Fungi; Ascomycota; Eurotiomycetes; Eurotiales; Aspergillaceae. Gene Ontology annotation, molecular function: ubiquinone binding. Gene Ontology annotation, biological process: ubiquinone biosynthetic process; cellular respiration. The transcript has a single exon. The coding region runs from base 1 to 750 and encodes 249 amino acids.
AUGAAAUCAUCCUUACCACUGCGACGCGUUUGUCGCGGAACGAACACCACCAUCCGUCCCUCAACCUCACCAGCACUCGUCCCUCGCAGUUCGCAUCACCCUCUCUACCAGCGACGAACACCAACAACUCCAACCACUCGCUCAACACCGCUCACAACCCGCCGAUACUUCAACCUCCCCUCGCUCUCCUCCCUCUUCCCCCCGACCAACGGCAACGGCAACGGCAACAACAGCAAAAGCCGCGUCCUAACUGCCACCCGCACCCUCCCCUACACCCCCGGAGCGCUCUUCAAAGUGAUCUCCUCGGUCGACUCCUACUCGCAAUUCCUUCCCUUUCUCACAGCCUCGACCGUCACCCACCGCGACCCGGAAACCGGGUACCCGACCCGCGCCUUUCUGACCGUCGGCUACGGACCCCUCAGCGAAACCUUCACGUCGCGCGUGGACUGCAAUCCGGACGAGUGGACUGUCGAGGCGCGCAGCGGGGCCAAGUUCGGGGUGGACUCGAAGGAUGGGCAGGAGGGGGGUGUCUUUCCCGGGGCGAAUGAGGGCAUUUUUGAGUAUUUGAGUACGAAGUGGGAGUUGAAGCCUGUGCAAGGGGGAGGUGUGCAGACGCGGGUGCAGCUGGAGAUUCAGUUCGAGUUUCGGAAUCAGCUCCAUGCGGCGAUGAUGGGUGCUGUUGAGGGGCAGAUGGCGGGUGUUAUGAUUGAGGCGUUUGAGAAGAGGAUUAGGGAGGUGGAGGGGAGGUAA